AAGCUAAUAUCUCACAAGUCACCACAACCAUUUUUUUUUCUUUUCAAGAAGAGAAUCAUCUGAAAAGGUUUCUUGAAAAAAAAUCAAGAAAGAUGCCAAAAGACAGGAAGAUCGGGAUCGCCAUGGAUUUCUCGGAGAGCAGCAAGAACGCUCUUCAAUGGGCUUUCGAUAACUUAGCAGACAAAGGAGACACACUUUACAUCAUCCACACCCUUCCAAUCCCUGACGACGAGUCUCGUAACUCCCUCUGGUUCAAAUCCGGUUCUCCUCUCAUACCGUUGGUGGAGUUUAGGGAGCCGGAGAUUAUGGAGAAAUACGGUGUCAAAACCGACAUCGCAUGUCUUGAUAUCCUCGACACUGGUUCGAGGCAGAAGGAGGUGAAUGUAGUGACCAAGUUAUACUGGGGAGAUGCAAGAGAGAAGCUGGUUGAUGCGGUUAAAGAUCUCAAACUCGACUCUAUUGUCAUGGGAAGCAGAGGACUUAGUGCCCUUCGAAGGAUAAUAAUGGGAAGCGUGAGCAGCUUUGUGAUGCAAAACGCUCAUUGCCCUGUCACCAUUGUCAAGGAUAACGAUUCUCAUCACUAAACAAAGCUGUCUUGAUCUCAUCAUCAUAUUAUGUCUUCCUACCAAAAUAAUCAUCUUCCCAUUUUUAUGCUUUCAAUAAUGAUGAUAAUGAUAAUAAUAACAUCUUUGUUGGUUGUAUUUGUAAUUGACAACAAAAUUAAAGAGCCCUUGAACUUUUUUGUUCUAGUUUUGGGGUUUUCUUGCUUAUGAUUUCAAUUUUAUUUGGUGUGCUUUGCUGGAAUCACUCCAUCUCCAUGUGGUGGGCUCUCUACUAUAUUGUUUGUUCAUCCAAAAUAUAUACAUUUAAGUUUGCCAUACAUAAA
This is a messenger RNA of Capsella rubella, 886 nucleotides long. Its product is annotated as universal stress protein PHOS34. The coding region runs from base 93 to 584 and encodes 163 amino acids. The transcript is spliced from 4 exons. The record is from RefSeq and is a predicted model, not a curated record. NCBI's taxonomy places the organism in Eukaryota, Viridiplantae, Streptophyta, Magnoliopsida, Brassicales, Brassicaceae.